AAGGGUUUUCUUCCUCUUCAACGCGACCAAACCCCAGCCAUACACACAAAACAAUCAAACACUUAGAGAGACACAUUGCUGAUACAAACAUCGAAGAAAAGAAAAACCCAACAAAUCUCCCCUACUACUAUUAUGGGUAGCGCCACAGCUAUUGAAAAAACUGAGGAGGAGCUCCAGCGAGAGAUCGAUGAACUCCAUCGCCAGCAGCGCCAGAUAACAGAGCGGUUGCGUGAUCCUCGGGGACUCCGAAGAGGUGGAGGAGGGUUUGCUGGUUCUGGUCCUCGGAACUUUGCUGCGAAUGGUGCUCGACAGCGCGGCUUCGUUCGACCUGCUGAUAGAAAUGAUGCGGAAGAUCAACCACCGGCAAAACGGCGGCUUCUGUCUGCUGUUGUAAAGGUAGAGGAUGGAGAGAUUGUUGAGGAACAUGUAGCUUCAAAGGACUUGAAAAAGGAAUCAACCGACGCAGAAGAAGAUGUUGGGGCUAUAAUUGAAGAUCAAAGUGAUGGAAAGCCAUCCAAUGCACAGCAGAGUGGUUGGACCAGGAGGGAUGGCAUCCAGAGGGCAGGAAAGAGGGAAACUGAACCUCCAGUUAUCGAGCAUGUGCCAAGGGUGUUGCCAAAGAAUGAGGAUCCAAGCUUGGUUAGCAGAAAUAAAAGAAUGCUGGGGCAACUUUUAGGUACUUUGGAGAAAUUCAGGAAAGAAGAUGUGAAACUUUCAGGAACAGAGGCGUUUAAACAAAGGUCAAGUGCUUUACAAAGAGCUGAGCAAAGAGUGCGUGAAGAAAGUGAAAGGCUGAGGCAGCAAGAGCGUGAGCAAAUUGCCGAAAAAAGAAGGAGAGAUCUGACUCUUAGAGCACGUGUUGCGGCCAAAACUGAAGAAAAGAAGUUGGAAUUGCUUUUUCUUCGGUGGAGUGAGCACCGUAAAAAACUUUGCAAUUUUAUAAGGACUAAGGCAGAGCCUCCCAUUUAUUACUUGCCAAAGAAACCAUUAGAUGAGGAUGCAACCCUGCUUGAGCAGCGCAGAGAACAGACAUUUUCAGAAUGGAAGGCUACAAGGAGAGAGGAACUGUCUGACUAUCAGAAGCAGAUUGCAGAGCAGUAUCUUAGUAACGUUGAAAAUGAAUUAGAAAGAUGGCAGAAUGCAAGGAAAGCAAGGAGGCCAAGCAAUGAUGCUAGCCUACAGGAAACAAUGGACAAAGAAUUAGAUACUCACAGGCUUGAGCAUGGUCCUAAGACAAGAAAGAUACCCGGUGGAAGCAACACUGAAGAGGAGGAGGAUGUGGAAGAUAUCAAUGUCGGGGAGGAUGAUAUGAUGGAUGAUGUGCUGGAUGUUGAGGAUAAUGGCAGAAGGGGUGAUGAAGCAGUCAAGCCAGAAGCUGGUAGCACCAGUCCGCAUCCUGAUAAUGUGGAUCAGUAAAUGUAGAAGGCAGCCAUGCACACCCUUUCAUUCAGGUAUCAGUGAAUUGUGCAAUAGCAAUAAGUCCAAGGAAGCAGUCUCUUACAUACAAGGAUUGUGGAUUUGAUGGACUAAGUGUCUGACUAAGCAGUACAGGACGAAAAACUAAAGAGGAAAAAAAUUGGAAAAAGAACUGUUCUUUCUUGUGUUAUUCUUUUGCUCUCCAGAGAUAAGCAAGAGAGAGUGGAGAAAAAAGCAAAAGAGAAGGCUAGAAAGCAGAAAGCAAGAGGGGUAGAAAACCCAUAUCCUCACUUGGAUGGAAGUCGGAUCAGAGGCUGAGGAUUAGGUCAAAAAAGAGAAGAAAAAGGGAUAUUCCAAAUGGGAAAAUCAAGAGUUUUUCCCAAGAUUUUGCAGUUUUUAUUAUUUUUUAAUAUUGGUUGUGGCUUACUUCACUUAUAAGCAAAAAUUUGCUGAUUGCGUGUAAAGUGUAAAGACUCAGUAAUGCUACCAUUCCACACCCAAUUGGCUUA
This is a messenger RNA of Ricinus communis (castor bean), 1925 nucleotides long. RefSeq names its product pinin. The coding region runs from base 133 to 1416 and encodes 427 amino acids. The transcript has 11 exons. Gene Ontology annotation, cellular component: catalytic step 2 spliceosome. NCBI's taxonomy places the organism in Eukaryota, Viridiplantae, Streptophyta, Magnoliopsida, Malpighiales, Euphorbiaceae. The record is from RefSeq and is a predicted model, not a curated record.